Messenger RNA from Mycetomoellerius zeteki, 1275 nucleotides. It is a transcript of the gene mRpS29, whose product is annotated as mitochondrial ribosomal protein S29. Bases 115 to 1275 code for a protein of 386 amino acids. Lineage: Eukaryota; Metazoa; Arthropoda; Insecta; Hymenoptera; Formicidae. The record is from RefSeq and is a predicted model, not a curated record. Gene Ontology annotation, molecular function: structural constituent of ribosome. Gene Ontology annotation, biological process: apoptotic process. The transcript has 6 exons. Gene Ontology annotation, cellular component: mitochondrial small ribosomal subunit; mitochondrial ribosome.
GAGGUUAUGUCAAAUGUGCAUAUAUAACGUCGUGGGACACAUUAAAUUUUUUCUAAGAUUCGGGAUAAUUACAGUCAAACGUGCUUUGUUCUGAAAGAGAAAAAAAGCAACGCAAUGUCUUUACGCUCAUAUUCGCUUUUAAGGGGAAUAUAUAAAACAUAUGGUAGAAAAUUCGGUACAGCUAUUCAGGUGAAGGACGAGCAAGCAACUCAAGCAUGUUUGUUUCGCACAACGGAGAACAAUCCAGUUAAUCAUAAUACAGAUCACAUUGCUAGACUUUACACAGUGUCAAAAGAUGUUCAGCAACAACUCUUUCAAUAUGGUGGCUUGCCUCGUUUAUUUAUGAAGCAAGUCACCACUUUUCAAGAAUGUGGGAUAUUGAUUAGGCAACCUGCGAUCGAAGUUAUGUCUUAUCUCAGUCAAACCGACCAUACAAGACCUGUCAAUAAAUAUGUGUUAUAUGGAAAAUUUGGAACCGGAAAAAGUAUUAUAUUGAGUCACAUAUUGCAUUAUGCUUGUAUGCAGAAUUAUUUGCUUGUACAUAUACAUUGGGGUCCGCUAUGGUUCAAGUAUAUGAAGGAAGUUGCAACUUCGAUACUCUCUCCAGGAUGCAUGGAUCUGCCUAUCGACGCUGGGAUUUGGUUGAAACAGUUCAAAACUCAAAACUCAGAGUUACUUUCACAAUUAGAUCUCAAAGUAACCAAGGAAUAUAUUUGGAAUCAACGCGAAACUACUUCCCAAGGUACUCCCAUCUUAGAACUUAUCGACUUUGGCAUACAUCGCAUGAAGUACGCUUGUGGCGUGGUGGACGCGUUGAUAAAAGACAUAAAGCUCGCCAGUACUGCAGGGAAGUGCAAGACAAUGGUCAUGAUAGACGGAUUCAAUGCAUUUACAUCGAAUCACACGCGUAUCUUCGACGAUAACAAGAUGAUGGUUCUGCCCAAACAAGUGUCGCUGGCGUUGCCGUUUUGGGAUAUAACAAAAGAUGAUUGGUGUAAUGGUGCAAUUGUACUAUCAGUAGACGAAAAGGCAAAUAAGGAAAAACGAGACUCCUAUCUUCCCAGAUAUUUGCUUGGCAAAGAAGGCUUCGAGCAUCUAGAUCCUUUUGUUCCUAUUGCAGUUGAUGACUACAACACCACGGAAUUUGACAGCAUGAUAGAAUAUUAUAAGGAUCGCAAAUGGAUCAGGAACAUAACACCUAGCGGUCAAAGAGAAUUAGAAUUAAUUACUAAUAAAAAUCCGCUGGUCUUAAUGGACCAAUGUAAAUUCUUAUAA